AUGGAUGUACCCCGGCCUUUUCUUCUCCUCCUGUGUGCCCUCCACCUGACCUUGACCGGAGUGUUUAGUAACCACAUAGAUCACAGAAACCUGAUCACACAGAGGCUGUGCUGCAAGAGACAGAGCCACUUUGUCUACAUUGGAGAAGACAUCUCUGGGAGUCCUGUCAGUGUGGAUGUGGGGGUGUGCAGGUCGCACUGUGGGGGGGCACCCAGGCCCUCACAUGAAGCAGGGCAGCAGGAAUACUCCAGACAUUCCUCAAUGCUGGAAUUUCUCAGGAGUAAAAAAACGAGGGCGCGCGGACCCUCAGCUCCAGAGAGCCCCGGGCCGCAGGGCCAGCUGUCCUCCUGCGGGAUGAACCAGGUGUGUGAGCCAACCGGGGUGCGCGUGGACCGGCUGCUGCUGCUGGAGGGACCCCGCGAGUUGGAUAUCAUCCAGGAGUGCCAGUGCGAGCUCAAUCUGACCCAGUGCCUCCGCGUGCCCGCGCUCAGGACUUACUACAGCGAGACACCAUAUGAGGCUGUCUUGGACGUGGGAGGCUGCUCCCGGUCCAAGGGUUCACCAGAGGGAUUCUCCUGUGUUCCCACUAAGUUUGACUCAGAGUUGGUGGAAACCCCAAACAAAGUGGAGCUGAUCCAGACAGUGGUGUCCUGUGAGCUGAAAGAAAGCUGCUACAGGGUCCCAUACAUGGAGUAUCACUACGAAGUAGUCCACAACGAUGGAGUCAAAGAGGAGAGACUUAAAGAAAUAGACGUUGGCAGAUGUUUGGGAGGCUGCACUACAGGAACCCGAUGCCUUCUCAGAAAUCAAUCUGAUCCAGCAGUUUGCCACUUGUGGGCUGAAAAACAGUCCAGCUCCUGUGUUCCUGAGGGCUAUGAGACCCACAGCUUCCUCGACCAGCAUGGACAGAUACGCACUAUCCUCUCCAUCAUAUCCUGCCUUUGUCAAAACUGACCACAGCGCCCCCUACUGGAAACCACUUCAAAUCCCUUCUCAGGAGUUUUCAACAGUCCAUUGUCGACCCCACCAAAAAGUCUGACAUCCGUUUAAGAAUUAGUUCUCCUAAAGUAUUUUUGUAUUAUAUGUAAUAUAUGUUUAAAUGAUAAUUUUGUAAAUAAAUUUAAUACAAUAAUCUGUGAGGUAUUUGUUAACUGGAGCACCCUAUUUGUACCAAAAACACGAAUAAAAAAUAAAUAUUUCUAAGAAAUAUAACCUCAAAUAGCACUUGAGAAACUUCCCCACAUAGCAAAUACAAGGUGUAGCCUUCUGUAACAUUAUUAUAUCAAUGUCAUUACUUAAAAAAAGUUAUUACUGUGGGGUUUGAGUUAAGAAAAACAAGGAAAUAUAACAGUCACAAGAGGAAGUAUUGGCAUGCUUGACAUGCAGAUGUGGGAAGUAACGAGUACAUGUACUCAAGCACUGUAAGUACACUUUUGAGAGACUUGA
Messenger RNA from Notothenia coriiceps (black rockcod), 1446 nucleotides. RefSeq names its product pinhead (gene pnhd). The transcript has 7 exons. The record is from RefSeq and is a predicted model, not a curated record. Lineage: Eukaryota; Metazoa; Chordata; Actinopteri; Perciformes; Nototheniidae. Bases 1 to 954 code for a protein of 317 amino acids.